UCAGUACAGGCUGACCAGCCAGACCCAGAAUAGCUGACCGGAGGCCCCGCUUGUCCUGGCCGACCUGGUCAGCCUCCAGAGUAUGGUCUGGCUGGGGCCCCUUUUGCUGCUCCCCAACCUCUUUCUGGCUUCUCAUGUUGGCGCCGCGGUGGACCUGACGCUGCUGGCCGACCUGCGCCUCGUCGAGCCCCGGCGCUUCUUCCUGACCUGCGUGUCCGGGGAGGCCGGGCCGGGCCGGGGUGCCGACGCCUGGGGCCCCCCUCUGCUGCUGGAGAAGGACGACCGCAUCGUGCGCACGCCGCGGCCCGCGCAGCCCCCGCACCUGGUGCGCAACGGCUCGCACCGCAUCACGCUGCGCGGCUUCUCGCAGCCCUCCGACCUGGUGGGCGUCUUCUCGUGCGUGGGCGGCGCGGGGCGCACGCGCGUCCUCUACGUGCACAACAGCCCGGGAGCGCACCUGCUCCCGGACAAGGUCACACACACGGUGAACAAAGGCGACACGGCCGUGCUUGCCGCACUUGUGCACAAGGAGAAGCAGACAGAUGUGAUUUGGAAGAGCAACGGAUCCUACUUCUAUACCCUGGACUGGCAUGAGGCCCAAGAUGGGCGGUUCCUGCUGCAGCUCCCAAAUGUGCAGCCACCGUCGAGCGGCAUCUACAGUGCCACCUACCUGGAAGCCAGCCCCCUAGGCAGCGCCUUCUUCCGGCUCAUCGUGCGGGGCUGUGGGGCAGGGCGCUGGGGACCAGACUGUACCAAGGAAUGCCCAGGCUGCCUGCAUGGAGGUGUCUGCCAUGACCUGGAUGGCGAGUGUGUGUGCCCCCCUGGAUUCACGGGUACCCGCUGUGAGCAAGCCUGCAGAGAGGGCCGUUUUGGGCAGAGCUGCCAGGAGCAGUGUCCAGGCACAUCGGGCUGCCGGGGUCUCACCUUCUGCCUCCCAGACCCUUAUGGCUGUUCUUGUGGAUCUGGCUGGAGAGGACACCAGUGCCAGGAAGCCUGUACCCCUGGCCACUUUGGGGCAGAUUGCCGCCUCCAGUGCCAGUGUCAGAAUGGCGGGACCUGUGACCGCUUCAGCGGCUGCGUGUGCCCCUCCGGAUGGCAUGGAAUGCACUGUGAGAAAUCCGACCGGAUCCCCCAGAUCCUGGAUGUGGCCUCGGAGCUGGAGUUCAACUUGGAGACGACGCCCCGGAUCAACUGUGCGGCCGCAGGGAACCCCUUCCCGGUGCGGGGCAGCAUGGAGCUCCGAAAGCCGGACGGCACAGUCCUCCUGUCCACCAAGGCCAUUGUGGAGCCAAAUAGGACCACAGCUGAGUUCGAGGUGCCUCGCUUGGCCCUCGGGGACAGUGGGCUCUGGGAGUGCCGUGUGUCUACGUCUGGUGGCCAAGACAGCCGACGUUUCAGGGUUAACGUCAAAGUGCCCCCAGUGCCCCUGACUGCUCCGCGGCUCCUGGCCAAGCAGAGCCGCCAGCUCGUGGUCUCCCCACUGGUCUCCUUCUCCGGGGACGGACCCAUCGCCUCCGUCCGCCUGCACUACCGGCCCCAGGACAGCACCAUGGCCUGGUCCGCCAUUGUGGUGGACCCCAGUGAGAAUGUGACUUUAAUGAACCUGAGGCCGAAGACAGGAUACAGUGUCCGUGUACAGCUGAGCCGGCCAGGGGAAGGCGGGGAGGGGGCCUGGGGGCCUCCCACCCUCAUGACCACAGACUGUCCUGAGCCCUUGCUGCAGCCAUGGCUGGAGGGCUGGCACGUGGAGGGCCCUGACCGGUUGCGAGUGAGCUGGUCCUUACCCUCGGUGCCUGGGCCACUGGUGGGCGAUGGUUUCCUGCUGCGCCUGUGGGAUGGGGCACGGGGACAGGAGCGGCGGGAGAACGUCUCGUCCCCCCAGGCCCGCACCGCCCUCCUGACUGGACUCACGCCUGGCACCCACUACCAGCUGGAUGUGCGGCUCUACCACUGCACCCUCCUGGGCCCUGCCUCGCCCCCUGCACGCGUGCUUCUGCCCCCCACUGGGCCCCCAGCCCCCCGACACCUCCAUGCCCAGGCCCUCUCAGACUCUGAGAUCCAGCUGACAUGGCAGCGGCCAGAGGCUUCGGCUGGGCCUAUAUCCAAGUACAUCGUGGAGGUGCAGGUGGCUGGGGGCUCAGGCGACCCCCUGUGGAUGGACGUGGACAGGCCCGAGGAGACAAGCACCGUUGUCCGUGGCCUCAACGCCAGCACACGCUACCUCUUCCGUGUGCGGGCCAGUAUCCAGGGUCCCGGAGACUGGAGCAGCGUCGUGGAGGAGUCUACCCUGGGUAACGGGCUGCAGAGUGAGGGCCCGGUCCAAGAGGUCCAAGCGGCUGCAGAGGGCCUAGAUCAGCAGCUGGUACUGGCCGUAAUGGGUUCUGUGUCUGCCACCUGCCUUACCAUCCUGGCUGCCCUCCUGACCCUGGUGUGCAUCCGCAAAAGCUGCCCGCACCGCAGACGCACCUUCACCUACCAGUCAGGAUCGGGUGAAGAAACCAUCCUCCAGUUCAGCUCAGGCACCCUGACGCUAACCCGGCGGCCAAAACCACAGCCCGAGCCCCUGAGUUAUCCAGUGCUGGAGUGGGAAGACAUCACCUUUGAGGACCUCAUUGGGGAGGGGAACUUUGGCCAGGUCAUCCGGGCCAUGAUCAAGAAGGAUGGGCUCAAGAUGAAUGCGGCCAUCAAGAUGCUGAAAGAGUAUGCCUCUGAAAAUGACCAUCGUGACUUUGCGGGAGAAUUGGAAGUUCUGUGCAAACUGGGACAUCACCCCAAUAUCAUCAACCUCUUGGGGGCUUGUGAAAACCGAGGUUACUUGUACAUCGCUAUUGAAUACGCCCCCUACGGGAACCUGCUAGACUUUUUGCGGAAGAGCCGGGUCCUGGAGACGGACCCAGCCUUUGCCCGGGAACACGGAACUGCCUCCACUCUCAGCUCCCGGCAGCUGCUGCGCUUUGCCAGUGAUGCUGCCAACGGCAUGCAGUACCUGAGCGAGAAGCAGUUCAUCCACAGGGACCUGGCUGCCCGAAAUGUGCUGGUUGGGGAGAACCUGGCCUCCAAGAUUGCCGACUUUGGCCUUUCUCGGGGGGAGGAAGUUUAUGUGAAGAAGACGAUGGGGCGUCUCCCCGUGCGCUGGAUGGCCAUUGAGUCUCUGAACUACAGCGUCUACACCACCAAGAGUGAUGUUUGGUCCUUUGGGGUCCUUCUCUGGGAGAUCGUGAGCCUUGGGGGCACGCCAUACUGUGGCAUGACCUGUGCUGAGCUGUAUGAGAAGCUGCCUCAGGGCUACCGCAUGGAGCAGCCUCGUAACUGUGACGAUGAAGUGUACGAGCUGAUGCGUCAGUGCUGGCGGGACCGUCCAUACGAGCGACCCCCCUUUGCCCAGAUUGCACUGCAGCUGGGUCGGAUGCUGGAAGCCAGGAAGGCCUAUGUGAACAUGUCGCUGUUUGAGAACUUCACUUAUGCGGGCAUCGACGCCACAGCUGAGGAGGCCUGAGCUGCUGUCGAGCCAGAACCGGGCUCUGCUGGCCAGAGCAAGCUCCGCUGUCCACCCUGUGACUUCGGAUCCUCGCAGCCUCUGACCUGAACUCCCUCAAGCAAUUUUUUUUUUUUAACUUAAGAAAAGAAGGGACCCUGGGGUGGGGUGGGCGUAAGGGCCUUGGGUCCUCAUCCCUCGCAGCUGCUCCCAGGCCACGUGCAGCUACUCUUACAGCGACCCUUCACACCCUUCCUUCUAGUUGAGCUGCUCAACCCUCUUCUGCCACUCCCCACGCUCAACCACCCCCCCCCCCGCAGCUCCUCCACCCAAGCCGGCACCCACACCACUAACAUUCCCCUUUAGGCUACGUCCCCACCCCCCACCCCCAGCCCCCAGCUUUGUAAUCCCAAAACAAAUAAAUGCUCUGAGAAACUCCAGCCCACGUCUUCGACUGCUGGCCAAUCCCAAGGAAAAGUCGAACCAGAGGGCAACUGGACUAAGAAACGCUGUCCCGAGUUGCACAGUCGCAG
This is a messenger RNA of Lynx canadensis (Canada lynx), 4008 nucleotides long. RefSeq names its product tyrosine kinase with immunoglobulin like and EGF like domains 1 (gene TIE1). Gene Ontology annotation, molecular function: ATP binding; protein binding; transmembrane receptor protein tyrosine kinase activity. Gene Ontology annotation, biological process: multicellular organism development; cell surface receptor protein tyrosine kinase signaling pathway; positive regulation of kinase activity. The transcript has 23 exons. Gene Ontology annotation, cellular component: signaling receptor complex. Lineage: Eukaryota; Metazoa; Chordata; Mammalia; Carnivora; Felidae. The record is from RefSeq and is a predicted model, not a curated record. Bases 83 to 3496 code for a protein of 1137 amino acids.